AUGCUGUUUUGGCACAGCCAGCCGGAGCACCUGUGGCCCAGCCCCGGGGAACUGUGCCCCGGGCCACCAAGCAGCUUGCUCAGGGAGGCCUUGCCCUUGCCCUACCUGAAGCAGGAAGAGCCGCCCAACAUCCCCCGUGCGGAACCGCCCUGCCCCGCCUUCCAGUACGUGCUCUGCGCAGCUACCUCGCCAGCUGUGAAGCAGCAGGAGGAGACCCUCACCUACCUGAACCAGGGCCAGUCCUAUGAGGUGAGGAUGCUCUGCAACCCCAAACUGGGCGAUGCCACCCAGGGGCCCCGGCUGCUGAAGAGUGUGGUGCGUGUGGUUUUCCACGACCGGCGCCUGCAGUACACGGAGCAGCAGCAGCUGGAUGGGUGGAGGUGGAGCCGGCCUGGGGACCGCAUCCUGGACAUAGAUGUGCCACUGUCCGUGGGGGUGAUAGAACCCCAAGUGCUACCCUCACAACUCAACACAGUGGAGUUUUAUUGGGACCCGGCCAAGAGGACCUCCCUCUUUCUGCAGGUUCACUGCAUCAGCACUGAGUUCACUCCUAGGAAAAAAGGUGGAGAGAAAGGUGUUCCCUUCCGCCUUCAGAUCGACACUUUCAAGCCCUGUGACAAGGAGCUUUCGCCGGAGCACCUGCAUUCAGCUGGCUGCCUCAUCAAGGUGUUUAAGCCCAAAGGAGCUGACCGGAAACUGAAAACUGACCGGGAGAAGAUUGAGAAACAGCCCGUGCAUGAGAGAGACAAGUAUCAGACAGCCUGUGAGAGCACAGUCUUCAUGGAGUGUUCACCGUGGCCAGAGCCCAGUUCGGGACCCCACCCGCCUCUGAGCCCUCUUGCUCUGACCUCCCCCAACUCCUGCAAGCUCCCCCCGGAGAGGUGAGGCAGGACGAGCACCUUCUGUCAGCCCUUGGGGGUGAGAAUGAAGAGAAGAGCCCCUCAGCCUAGGCAGCGGGGGAGGGCCGGCCUGAGGGUGCAGCUGAGGCAGCUUCUGGGGAACACGUGGGUGACACCGGGACAGGCCUGGGGAAGGAUGAGGGGGGCAGGAGACUGGCCGCACUGUUUCCCUGAGCCUGACUCCCUGCUCCCCACAGGCUCUGCUCCUCACCACCAUUCGCCUUGGACACCUUGGGGGGCAGCCCAGCCCAGGUGAGUCUUUCCUUUCCACACUCCCACACCCCCUAUUGCAAAGCCUUCUCAGCAGUGUCACCUCACUCUCCAGAAUAGGGUGGCC
Messenger RNA from Aethalodelphis obliquidens (Pacific white-sided dolphin), 1236 nucleotides. RefSeq names its product transcription factor CP2-like protein 1. The record is from RefSeq and is a predicted model, not a curated record. Gene Ontology annotation, cellular component: nucleus. The transcript is spliced from 8 exons. The coding region runs from base 1 to 885 and encodes 294 amino acids. Lineage: Eukaryota; Metazoa; Chordata; Mammalia; Artiodactyla; Delphinidae. Gene Ontology annotation, biological process: regulation of transcription by RNA polymerase II. Gene Ontology annotation, molecular function: DNA-binding transcription activator activity, RNA polymerase II-specific; RNA polymerase II cis-regulatory region sequence-specific DNA binding.